AUGGCAAACGACCUACAAUAUGUGAUCACCCUACCGGAAGCCGACGAAAUCAUGAGCGCACAGAGUGAAGAAAGUGUGGAAGGAUAUACCGUGGAAAAUAUCGAACUGGAGUAUGAGUCCAUCGACAACAUCGAGCUUGCAAGAAAAGCAGAAAACCUGUACGGAUCCGAUCGUGAUCUGUCCUUCGAACAUGCCAUCCUAAUGAAGAAGACGGAAUGGAGCAGGGACACCACUAUCAUCAACGAAAUGAUCAACGUACCACGCAGAAGUAUGAAAGCCAUCGUCAUGCUAUUCACAAACAAGACAAGGACAGGCAGUAAGGAAUAUGCCAACCCCAACAUUGAAAAGGUCAGGGUAACCGAGGAAUGUGUUCCUAAUGCAGUCUAUAGCCAAGGUAUCCCUAAAACAAGGCUAUAUGAAGAGGCAAGGCGACUGUUUGGUACUGACGAAAUCAGUCAUCAGACACUAACAAGCUUCUUCAAAGACAAAAAGUUCGCACUGGUCAUCGAUCUCAGAACCGUAAACGACUCCAACACAUACGGAAACGGUGCAAUAAUCCAGAACACCCAGUCCGGAAUACUGGUUGAAAUCACGAAAAAAGCUACAACUGCAAACCUUGUAUGUUAUAUGUUCGUCCUUUCCGAUGGUGUUAUCAGAAUCGCAAACGGUCAACAAGCUGGAGUAAAGUACUAA
This is a messenger RNA of Paramuricea clavata, 693 nucleotides long. The record is from the annotation of a GenBank genome assembly. Lineage: Eukaryota; Metazoa; Cnidaria; Anthozoa; Malacalcyonacea; Plexauridae.